AAGUAGAAUUGGCAGUAAUAGAUCAUCUGCCAGUGAUCCGAAAUCGAGUGCCUGUGAUGUGUGAUGGUCUGCGUUUCCCUAUAAAGAGGGAAAAGGAAAAUCGACCGCAAAUCUUUAGAAACUGUUCAUUUGCAACGCAAAAUUCAAUCUUUUUUUCUUGAUGGUCAUAUGUGUUUUGUGAUCUCGAGAAGCUAAAAUGAUAGAUAUUUUCUGGAAGUAUUUCAAAGUGUGAUCCAACUCAUUCCACCCCUCAGCCAGGUUGAUUCUUUCUGCGAUUUUUUGUGACACAUCAAACAUGAUCACUAAAGCUGGUGCGUUGUCUCCCCGGCGUCUUAUCCUAUCUAUGGCUAUACUGGUCGUCUCAUUUGAGAGUGUGAAGGGACAAUAUAACGACAGGGAUGAAAAAUAUUCCAACGUGGGAAGACAAUAUAACGUGCCAACCAAUACGGUGCUAGCAAACGACAUGACAGGCAAAGAAUUAAAAGCUGACGAUAUAAAGGAAUCACGGGAUCGAAAUAGGAGAGACUCAAGAGAGGACCAAGAAGCAAGAUGUUUAUUCAAACAGUUCAAGAAGGUUCACGCGAAAAGCUAUUUGGCAAGGUCCGAGGAACAUCGGAGAUUCAGCAUCUUUAAAGAUAACUUAAAGAAGAUCAAAGAGCUCAACGCUGAUGAAAGAUAUUCAGCGACUUUUGGUAUCACGCAGUUCGCGGAUCGAACAAGUAAGGAGUUCCGGAGAGGGCUCGGUAUAUUACCGAUAUCAAAGACAGGGAGGGUCAGCCUGGAAGAAGAGGAAACCGAGGAAAUGGAGGACUUUAAGAGGAACGGAAAGGUAGACGAGGAAUUUGACGAAAAUUACGAUUGUCCAGAACCGAUCAGUGCGAUAGAAUCUAGAAUCGCCCCGAGAGUACGACCAACCCCUAGAAAUUGCUCAAUAGAUUGGCGUAGGAACAACCCCAACUACCCAUCGAUAGAUGAUCAGGGUACUCACUGUGGAUCCUGCUGGGCUUUUGCAGUGGCUGGAAUGCUGGAGGUUCUCCUCUCGAGCAAAUAUAAAAAAUCGACGAAGCUGUCGAAACAACAAUUAGUAGACUGCACUUGGGAUAACUUCAAGUGUAAAGGCGGACAUAUACCACCGGCUCUGCGAAUGUUGAAUGUCAAUGGCGUGUGUGCCGAGAGAGACUAUGAGUAUCAUGGGAGGAACGGAUCUUGCAGGCCACGCGCAGCAAUAGCCAAGAUCGACAGCUUCACUGAAUUCAGUGGUAGUUCACGAAUAUCUGCAGCUCUUCGUAUAAGCCCUGUCGCCGUUUACUUGGGGGUUCAUGAAAACGCCUUCGCGUUUUACAGAAGCGGUGUCAUGGCUCCACAAUAUUGUCCACAAACGGACGUCAAGCAUGCUGGAGUCAUUAUCGGGGAUUGCGGAGACUCCUGGAUUUUUCGGAACAGCUGGGGCGAUGACUGGGGUUCAGAGGGUCAUCUUUACAUCAAAAAAGGAUACUGCGGGAUAGGAACGUAUGCUUUCUCGAUCAAUUCGGGCCGAUUAUUGAAAGUUUGAAGCAAUAUACGACAUCAAAAUUCGAUAGAUGGCAUGGAUGAGAUAGAGGCAUGUCUAGUCUUGUCUAGUUUUGCCGUGCCGACAUAGUUUCAAUAAUCGAUCAUCAAGAUUGCAUGCGCAUCACCCUCCAGAGGCGAGAGCUGUCGGAAAGAAUCGGAUUCUUCUUCUUCCCUCAAGUCCUUGCCACUUGGCGGAAACCUGGGUAUUGUUUUAAAUAAUCACGAAGUGCGGUUCAAAUGCAUGACGAGCAUGGAGGAGAAAACUCUGUAAUUACCAAUUAAACAAUUAUGGAAUCUCACUCAUAA
Bemisia tabaci is the source of this 1857-nucleotide messenger RNA. Lineage: Eukaryota; Metazoa; Arthropoda; Insecta; Hemiptera; Aleyrodidae. The record is from RefSeq and is a predicted model, not a curated record.